This is a messenger RNA of Oreochromis niloticus (Nile tilapia), 3273 nucleotides long. It is a transcript of the gene fyb1b, whose product is annotated as FYN binding protein 1 b. Gene Ontology annotation, molecular function: protein binding. Gene Ontology annotation, cellular component: plasma membrane. Lineage: Eukaryota; Metazoa; Chordata; Actinopteri; Cichliformes; Cichlidae. The transcript has 19 exons. The coding region runs from base 16 to 2583 and encodes 855 amino acids. The record is from RefSeq and is a predicted model, not a curated record. Gene Ontology annotation, biological process: protein localization to plasma membrane; T cell receptor signaling pathway; integrin-mediated signaling pathway.
GUCAGUUGUAGACAGAUGCUUAUGUCACCGAAAGAACGGGAGUAUACACCCCCCCCCUCAGACAUACAUGCUCAAUGCUCAGCCACACUCUUUGUCAUUCACUAUCAACAGUCACUAUCUCAGUGCCUUUCUCUCUGUGACAGAAACAGAAACUCGCACAGAGGCACUGAACAAACACUGAACAAACACUCUCCUUUAUCCACCAACCAGUUGUUGACCAACUCUCCGCCUGGGAAAGUUGUCCACAAGAUGGACAAUAAGUCAGAUGUAAAGGCCAUCAUGGCUCGCUUCCAAACAGGUGGGGGAAGCACUGACGAGACUUCCUCUGCGCCCCCUGGACGUAUCAAACAACCCUUGCACCCGACCCUUUCCUCUGGCCCACCUAUACAGAAGAAACCAGUCUUGGAAAGCCUCUCUGGCAGUGCAGUAAAUACGCCUCCAAAACCAAGUUUCCUAAAAAACACAGUAUCUACUAAAAGUGACACAGAGGUACAAGAGCCAAAUAAAGCUAAAGCCUUGGCGAGCAGAUUUGCCAACAUCCAGGAUGAUAGCAACACCAACAGCAAACCCUUUACUGUUAAUAAACAGCAGACACCCUUGAAACCACCCUUAUCACAGGCUCCUGAAGUUAAAAGCCUGGCACAGAAGCCUCCAUUCAACAAACCUCCUCUUACCUCCACCCUGUCUGAGUCCAAACCUGCCUUUCCUAAACCUUCACCAGCAAUCAGCAACAAGCCCAGCUGGGUUAAAGACGAAAACAAUGCAGCACCAAACAGCAGUCCUGCGCCACUUAAAUUGCCUGGUGUGCAACAAAAACCGAUUGGCGGCAUUGUAAAACUACGGCAGCAAGCUGAAGAACAGGCAGGAGGGAACAAAGACAAUGUGAUCAAACCUUCAUCGCUGGCCAACUCUUCUUUUAAGCCCACCUCAAACUUCAGGACUGCUCAGAAUCUGUUCAACAAGGAGGAAAAGACUGAGCAGACAGAGAGUGGUGGGACCAGCAAACCUAGCCUUACAGCUACUAACUCCAUUCCUCCUCCAAAACCUCCAGCCAAUAAGAAGCCCAGCUUUAAGAAGCCAGUCAAGCCCUCUCCUCUGGCCAGCGGUGGUGUUAAUGGAAAUGAUUCAUCAGGCCCAAAGCGUAACCCUCUCCCCAACAGCUUGGCUCUGGGUCCUCCUCCUGCUAAACCUAACCGACCUCCGAAAGUCAACCUGGAGAACAUUAAAAGAGGCUCAGAGGCCUCUGAUGAGGGUCCCAGUUUUAAGAAACCCAUCGCUGCGAGCAACCAUGUGGCCCAGAAUCAAGCCCCACCACCUGCACUGCCAAAUCUGCCCCCACGGCAUCCUGGACCCAUGAACCAGCAAGAAGACACUUACGACGAUGUCGAUCAUGUGACCAAUUCUCCCCCGCCUCUACCACCAUCUGCAGCCCACCCAAGCCAGAGAGGAAAGGAGGAAAUUAAUGACGACGAUGAUGAUGAUGGAGAGAUGUAUGAAGAUCUUGAUGAACGAUGGGAAGCAGCGGAACAAAAGCAAGAGAAGAAGAAAGAGAAAGAGGACAAAGAGGAGAAAAAACGGCAGGAGGCUGAGAAGAAGGAGCAGAAGGAACGCGAGAAGAAGGAACAAGAGGCCCGGAAAAGAUUCAAAUUGGUUGGUCCCCUGGAGGUCCUUCAGAAAGGAAAGGCAUGCACAGAUUGUCGAAGCAGCAAGACUGAUCUUGGUCUGAAGCAGGGAGAUCCCGUGGACAUCAUUCGAGUCCAGGGAAACCCCGAGGGUAAAUGGUUGGGAAGAGCACAGGAUGGAUCCAUUGGCUACGUGAAGACCACUUCAGUAGAAAUUGACUUUAACUCCUUGAAGAAUCAAGGAGCCUCACUUCAGCAGGCGUACGACCCCGAGGUCUACGAUGACAUCGAUGUAAUUGAUAACAGCAGUAAAAAAGGACCAGGAGUUGUCCUACCACCUCUACCAGGAGGAGAAGGAGGAGAAAUAUACGAUGAUGUUGUCGAUCCAAACUUAGAAGUCAGUCCCUUCGAUCCCAGGUCUUCUAUGAAGCCCCGCAGCUUCCUGCGGAUGUUUGACCGAAACAGACGCCCUGCCAGCUCUAAAGUAGUGCCUCCACCCAGCCAGUUUACAGCAGAUGGGAAUUCAGAUAAGCCGGGUCAAGCAAUUGAUGAGGAAAUAUAUGAUGACGUCGACUCUCAAAAUGCACCUAUCCCACCUCCCAUCAGCAGUAUUCCACCUGGGAAAAUCAAAACCAAAGUUGAAGAAAUGGACCCUAAGAAGCAGAAAAAGUUUGAGAAGGAGGAGAAGGAAUUCAGGAAGAAGUUUAAGUAUGAAGGAGAGAUACAGGUGCUGUACCAGGUGAAUGUCAUCCACAAUCUUACGAAUAAAAAAUGGAGUGGCAAAGAGCUGCCAGUAAAAGCAGGAGAGGCCCUUGAUGUGAUUGCUAAAGCUGUGGAUAACAAACUGAUCUGUCGAAAUGAAGACGGCAAGUUUGGUUAUGUAUCGACCAGCUACAUUGCUAUGGACGAUGGAGAUAUCUAUGAUGAUAUUGGAGACGAAUGCAUCUAUGACAACGAUUAAGAAAGAUCCUGCACCAGCCUUUUUGUUUUAUAUUGCUCAUUUGCAUGUUUUGUUAUUUAUUAUGUUUACUGUUGCUAUACACUGGAAGUUGGUAUAAAAUGGCCAUUUGGUGUCAAACUAUUUUGUUUUUAUAUCAUCGAAAUUAGACCGAAAAAAAUGUGUGGUUGGUGGCUCCAACUGCUGGAGCCAGGCUAGCCACAUGCAAUCUCAUACUUUAAACACCCCCCCCCCCCCAAAAAAAAAGCUGUAAAACAAACUAUGUGUCAAAUAUUUGUUCAAACAACAGUAUUUUAAUAUAUUUCUCUGUCUGUUUUUUUCAUUUGUUCCUCGUUUGGGCUUUAAUUUAUGAAUUUGCUUCAAAGAUUUUGCAAAAGUUUAAGAAUAUUUGCAGCAUAUAGUUGAUAGGAAGAGUGUACUUUUUUUGUCUUUUCAGCUGAUGAUGUACUGUUUGUACAUUCCUUUCUAUAAGGCCAAUUCAAACAUUUAUCUUUGUCUAACUAAAGAUUUAGACAAACAUAAUUUUGUGCCAAAGUACUUUUGAUGCACUGUAUAUACAGUUAAGAAGAACUUUCUGUUUAUUUUUUUGAUUUAUUUGGAUUUUUUUCUCAACACAUUAUAUUUUGUCCUGUUGUUGCAAUAAGGCAAUACCUGAGAAAGAUAAUAAAGACCCUUCAGCAUCUCUCAAAUUAA